CUGUAGGUAUUAUUCUGUGAUCUGGCCCUUUGUACAACAAAGUGUUGAAUUGAAUAACAUUACAAAAUAGUGAAUUUAUUUUUGUUAUUAUUUAUCAGAAAUACUUUGUGAUUUUAAUAGAAAAUUAAGUUAACAAAAUUUAAUAUUUAAAUUAUGUGAUAAUCACAUGAAAAAUGAAGGAAGAUGAGUUUAAGUAUAUGCUGUAUCUACUUGACAACCCCACUCCUGAAAUUUAUGAGGAACUCACACAAGUAUUUUUUGAUAUUAAAGCAUCCAAACCAAUUCAACCUCUAUCACAAGAAAUAUUUAAUUUUUUUAAACAAAAUCUCAAAAACAAUCCUGUCACAACAUCUGAAAUAUUGAGAUUUUAUCAAAAUUAUGUAGAUGCUGAAGACUUGAAAAAAAUAAAUGCUCUUUAUAUAGAUAUUUUAAAGAGUGAGGUAGAUGAAAACAGUCCGGAUAAGCUAAUAACUGUUUUAUCAUUAACUAAAUGUAACAAUGAUUUCUUGUCUCAGUAUACAAAUGAAAUCCUUAAUUGUAUAGCUGGAGAUGUAUUUAAGCAACACCGAAAACAAAUUUUAAUUAGUUUAGUGCCACAAGAGAAGCCACAGUUAAUUCACAGUUUAACAGACCUUAUCCAUAAAAAUGAUUCACAUAAAGCAUUUAAACUGACAGCUGAAUAUAUGAUAGAACUGUGCUAUGAAGAAAAAGUACAUUGGUUACUAAAAGCUGCAGAAAUUUAUAAACAACAGCUACAUGACAUGAAAACUGUAACAUUUCAAAUUAACAACUUUACUAAACAACUACUAAUAAUGGUGCUUAUUGAUCUAACAAAUUGUCCUGAAACAUAUGAUCUAAUAUCAUUGGUAAAUCAAUUAAGUAAUAUAUUCUCAAUUCUUGAUACAUACACAACUGCAGAUAAACAGCUUCAAUUUUAUUUGACUGAAGUUAAGAGAGAGCUGACAUUGAUAAAAUUCUGUUUGGAGAAUAAUUGUAAAAUUACGACAACAUCAGUUUUAAAUCAAAUUUUAGCACAAAGUGCACUAACUGUUAUAUCUCAAGUCUGUCGACUUUCCAAGAUGGAUAGGUAUAAAGUAUCAAGAUUACUAAAUAUGAAUAAUGAUUUUAUUUUGGAGUUAAAAGCCUUAAGCCACAAACAUGAUAGAAGAAAUAAAACAAGUGGAACUAAUUGGGAUAUAUCUAUUUAUAAUAGCUACUGUAUUAUUACCAAAGUUAUUGACACAAUUUUAGAUUCAGUUGAAGGAGCAGAAAAUUUAGAUGAAAUUAAUAAUUGUAUGGAUGAUAUUAGGCGACUCCUUUCAUCAAUACAACCCUUACAUUGUUGUAUAGAAGUUAUAGAAAACAUAUUUUCCUGCUUAUUUUUAAGGUAUGAAUAUGUCUCAUGUUAUGAACAUAAUCAAGAUUUCCCUUGUGGCACUCAUUCCGAAUGUUCAUAUUUUUACUCGAAAAAGCACAUGAAAACUCCAAAAAAUACAAAAAGUUCUAGUUCUGGUUUUAUGUGUAACUCUUUAAUUACUCAAGUUAUUUUAAAUACAUUGAAGACAUGCUUGGAAAGUUUAUCUAAUAGAAAUGAAGUAACAACUUGUACUGAAUCAAAUACUAUAGCAAGAUUAAAGCGGCUUCUUGAUGUGGUUAACCAUUCAAUAUGGAAAAUGCAGCUCGUUUCUACUCUAUCUCCUGAUACAAGUCCCAUACAGAUGAAGCUAUGUAUGGACUAUGUGGAAGUCGAUAACAGUAGUGAAGAUGAAGACAGUGAGAUGGAUUUAAAGUUAACUAGAAAAAAACCAAAGGUGCGACGCCGUCAUACCAACCCGAAACCAAAUAGUGAAAGAGCUAUGCUCGCGUCUACCAUUUCAGCUUCAGACGAAGUUUGUAGUCUAAAGAAGAAUACAAUUGAUUUUAUAUCGAUAAUGCUUGCAAAACCUAAUAGCCUGGUGACUUUAGCACUUUACCAUAACGAUUUUUCCAAAGCCAAUCAAAUUUUGGAGAUGUUCGAUUUGUCUGACUCUGAAAUUGCUACUGAAGUCACAUUUACUGAGCAACUCCGGCAUCUUAUUUCAAAAAUUAAAAAUAUAGUUUGCUAUAGAGACUGCUCGAGAUAUCCCACUAAAGAAUUGUCUGACUUGUCGGUCGUUUCGACGGAAGUUAUGGGCCUCGUUGAAGGAUUCCUCGCUGCCAAUAGAGCCCCUAAUUCUUUUGAUAUUAUUGAGUUGGGAUCACGCCACCCACACUUACAACUAUACAGUCACCACAACUCACCAUUCAUAAAUGCUGUCGACAUACUUAUAAGCAGUGGCCUAAACAGAGAAAUUACGUAUGGUCUUAUCAAUGUUGUCGAAAGAAAACUCGCUGAAGUCAGAAGUAGUACUGAUGUUGCAUCUGUAAAGAAAGUUAAUUAUAUAAGAUUUGUUGAAGAUAUUGCAAGCGUUACUUUUGAGAUAUUCGGAAACACAGACAAAUCAUUUAAUUUCACAGACAAUAUAUGCGAGUUGAUAACUGAUUGUAGAAUUCCCAUUAGGCACAAAGAGUUUUGUAAGCUUAACCAACUUUCAAAAGAAUUGAAACAAUGUUGUAUUGAUUUAGAAGAAAUAGUCAAUCCGAGCGAAUCCAAAUUAGAUGAAAAUUUACUGCAACGAUAUCAUCAAAUUUACAUGAACGUUGUCGCUACGUCCGAUAAAGACAUUUGUAACAUCGCAGAGGUCACCCGACAGGGGAUCAAAAAAACAAGAGUUCCGUACCUUAGAAAGUGUUAUAUGUAUACAAAGUCUGUGUCUCAAUUGGAACACGAAAAUCUGCUUAAUGAAUCUCCCUCGCCAUGUGAUACCCCAUAUUUUGCAGUGCUGGAACGUCAUUUACACAAUAUCUUCGGUAAAAUGUUAAAUGACAAGAACUUGCCUAUAACAUUUUUGGAGCCUAUAUGUAAAAAAUUAAAUGUCAAUUUAAUUCCGAAGCUCAUCUUGAACUUCUGUCCGUCCAUAUCCUUAGUGGGUACACCGAAAGAGGCAACAGAAGAAAAUUUUAAUAACCUGCUUCACGUCGUAUUUGGUUUUAAGAAUCCAGAAGAGAAGCUUUUCGUCGAUCCUAUAGCGGACUUUGCUCCUUUGCCUCGGACCCCAGACCCUCAAUGUCUGACGUAUGUAGUGUUACAUAACUGGGUGCUCGCACAUAUUAUCAAGAGAAUACAUACAUCAUUAAAUGAAACGGAGAUGCAACAAAGUAUUGACGAUCGAACUAAAUGUAUGAAUAGAUACAUGGAGCUGGAAAGAUUCGAUAAGACUAAAGUACUAUUUGAUGAGAACAAAUACCUUGCUUCGUUGCAUACUGUGAUAGAUCUCGACAAACUCUUCUUAUAUUUGCCAAAAUUGUUGGAGUGUGGUAAAAUUCUGCAAUGUCUGAAGAUAAUAGACUCGCUGUCGGAACGGCAGCUAUUGCAAAGUGCGAAUUUAAAUAAUUUAAGAGAUUUAAUACUAUUUAAACUAGCAACUAAUUCGAUGGUAAAUAAAAAUUGGAAGUAUUGUCAGUAUCUAAGAUGUCCGGAGUUAAAGGUUGAUUUGGUACUGAACAAUCUCAAUUAUUGGUCUGCUGAAGGUGCCUUAGAAAUUGUUGAUUAUUUAAGGUUCAUGUUGGAUAAAUCGUCCGUUGAUGAUGAUUUAUUUCAAAUUUGUACAGAUUGGAUGGCUAAAAUACCUUUAUAUGAGCAGAUAGCGUCAAUAAUGGGAACUAACCAUUGGUAUGCUAUCUAUGAAAAAUCUAUUGAAAACCCGGAGAACAUUGUGGAGAUCUUAAUGGAUAGUCAACAGUUUAAAUUAUGUUUAGACUGGGCUGACAUCCAUGACGUAACGGGACAUAUGAAAAAUCUAAUCAUUGUGAACUUGCUACGACAGUUAUUCGAAUAUUCAAAUCAAGCGACUCCCUCCGUAGUUCAAAAUCUGUUCGCUAGAUUAUCUCCGCCUGAAGCUUUGGAGCUGAUGUUAGCCGAAAUUUCAAAAGUCAGGAACGUGGAAAUGCUUCGAGUGUGUCUUGAUUAUAUAAAUUCCCAUUCGAACUGUUCGAAACCUUUUGAAAAUCUAAAAAUCGGUCUGCAAAUAAUUCUGGAAAUGGAGGCGAAUUUGCGUCACCUAUUCUGGGAUUUGAUUGAGAAACCUUUACUUAUGUUCGAGCAAUUGCUGAUGAAUGGCAAACUGGAUAUUCUGACGGAAAUUCUAAACAAGAUAUCUCCCAACUUGAAGCACGACACGAAUGGCGAUUACCUCUAUUACAAUAUGAAAACCAUUGACUCGGUUGUGAUAUCACGCAACGCGGUAGAUUCUCUGCUAAGGUACUAUGCGGAGAAGGCGUUGGAUAUGAAAAACCCGCGUGUCUGUCCAUCUCCACCUUUAAAACCGUGGGACGAUACUUUACUACAAUCGAUUGAUUCGAUAAACUUGGAGGGUGUGUCGCGGCCAUUUGUGAUGCCGGAACAGGUGCCUUCAAAGGAACAAUGGUUGGAGGAUUUUACGGCUGAUAGAUGCAUGUUGUGUAAAAUCUCGAUUUUCUCAAUGAUCAUACGGCGACAUCACUGUAGGAGAUGCGGUCGGCUCGUCUGUCACGCGUGUUCUAGGAAUAGGAUGCAGGUGCCAACAUAUCCAAGUGGAGUAAAAUUCCGUGUAUGCGACGACUGCUAUAUCCAGACUAUGAACAAAAAAUCUUCAACGGAUCAGGAUAAUAUCAUUACGAGUAGUAAUUCCGACUCAGCUGGUAGUGGAGUCACCUGUAUGGACUGGAGUCUAUCAACCAACGCUAAAAAGAAUGAUGCUGUCCGUGAUGAGUUCAGCUAUGAAUUUACACCUAAUGUUACUCUAUGCUUGUCUAUUAUGAAGAUGCAUACUAUAAAUCUGGAUUAUCCUAGAUUUCUUCUCGACCGAAGCGACGAAAUAGCCCGAGAGCUGUCGAUCGGCAGCUCUGGUGAUUCGAGAUGGCUCGUACGUGCUCGACGCUCGCUGCUACUAGCCGCUGCCGAGUUGUACUCGCGCGCACCUACAGACAAGCCGGGAGCUCGAGUGGCAGAAACAGGGGCGGCUCACGUAGCCCGAUGCCUCUCUCACGCAGAAGCCAUGGCCACGCUUGUCCACCAUCAGGCUCACCACUUGGUGCCGCAUCAUGGCGCCCAUCCCAGCCAAAUAGUCCGUUCACUCUUGGAAGCUGAAAAAUGGGAGUUGGCCCUGGAAAUAGCCACGAAAUCUGGUAUUCCGCGAUCGAGCGUUCUCGGCGCUUGGGGCAAGGCGUGCUUAAAAGCGGGCUGCUUCAGAGAGGCGAGGAGAAAAUUCACUUUGUGUUUUAAAACCACACCCAACGUUUAUAUUGAUAUGUCAGAGGAGCUGGAGUACGGAAAGGAGGCAGCCGAAGUACAGUUUACGAACAGAAAGGUCCAUAGUUUGAGGACUGGCGAAAGGUGCAUUUCAACAUCGAGUACACAAUCAGAGGGUCGUGCGCGAACAAACCCACCAUUACUUAAUGAAAUUAUUAAUAUGCUUGAAGAGAUGAAUUAUCCAGUGAAUCAACAGCUGCUCGACAAAGCUGAGAAUAUUAAGACAACAAACGAAAAACUAUCGACGAUGAAUACAAGCAAGAAGAUACUUCCAUUAACAGAACCGGCUCUAAACAUAAUGCAUAUGUUGGCGAGUGUUAAAAAGAUAAAACAAGGCGAUUAUAGUGAUUUCCAAACGGCCACAAUUCAGCCGAAAAAAUCUUUGAACAUUCUACGACGUAAUAAUACAGAGAAAUUUGAUCAUCAAAACAAAAGGCUUGACCCAUUUUUUUACAAGGAAUGCGUGUUUUAUUUAAGUAAUUACGGAUCUCAUGUUGCGAAUAUCAUGUUUUAUUUGAAGCAUAGUAAUUUGGGGGAGGUGAUAAAAUAUUGCUACGAAAAUGCAGUUGACAAAGAAGUAUUUACCGAAUCAGUAUAUAUGGAGUGUUUGAAGACGGAUAAAGUUAGUGAAAUGUUGAAAGCGAUGAGCGAUUUUGACAGUAGUCUCGAGAUGUGGUCGGAAUAUAUAAUGCACAUAUGCCGUACGUUAGAGAUGAACAAACGUCUCGAUGCGCUAUACGCGUUGCAGUGCGGUAGUGGCCAACAUGCGCGCGCGUCGGCCUCUUGUGCAUUGCUUUAUUCGCGGCCAGUGAUUGGACAAACGUUUGCCACUCUUUUGGCAAGACAACAUCACCUUACUGCGGGGUUACAUCAUUUGGGACAAUGCGUUCCGGUUGCAAAUAGAAUAAAUGACCCUAAGUCAAUACAGUUCCAUUUAGAUAGAAAUACCAUAGACAAUUUGAUGACAACGUUUUCUCGACAAAUGGAAUUGGCUAAGUACUUGGCUAACUGUGAAACUUCUAACAGACUAAACGACAAAGUGAUACACGAUAUAAUACCCUUCAACACGCGUCAGUCAGAGACAACAGACCAUAGACCGCUGACACUCUUUGGUUCUAAUACAGAUAAAAUUAAACUUAUAGCCGUUAUACUGGCAGCUGGACAGUCAAUUGAAAGUGGAUUUGAACUAGCUUUUAAAAUUAUAACAGAACACAAGCUCGAUUCAAUGAAUAUAUACAGUCACGUGGCUAGAUAUUUGGUAAACACUGAUCGAUUCAUGGAGGUGAAGACACUGGCUAAGUGUAUACGAAGUUCAAAGGAAACAGCUGCUAAUCUGAUGAGCGACCAAGUAUUAGAAGCGGGGGUGUCAGCCGUAGUUCGGCGCUGCGAGUCUCGAGGGCAACUGUUUGAUGAACAAGCUGAAAUACUCAUUGCAGAUAUUAAUAGUGUUACUAUAAAGAUAUCCUGUUAUCUCACCUGCCACAAUGUAAGCAGCGCCUACAUCAUGGCUGCUCGUAAUGAUCGCACCAAUGACCUGCGCCGGGUGUUGCAAGAAGCUGAGAGAAUUGGCAAUGAUCAAGUGCGGAAUGCAUGCUUAAAGAGACUUACAACGAAAAAUAAAGCCUAGCUGAACCGUUUGAUAUUAUAUCUGUGAUUGUAUUUAUAGGGAUUGAGUAUAUUUGAGAUAAAGUUAUAUUUCUAUUGUUUAAAGGACAUAUUAUUAGUAUAUAGAAAUUGGGUAUAAACAUUUUAAUAGCUUAUUAUUCACUGCCUUUUUGGCGUGCUUUAUUAUUAAAUUUAAAAAGUUCAAUGCAAUUUAUUUCUCGUUUUUGUAUAAAAAGUUUUAUUAAAAAAGUAUGUUCUCAAAGUACACAUUGAGACAAGACAGAUAACCAUUAUAUCAGAGUAAACAACCAAGUAUCUAAAUGUUUUUGGUCUCAGUUUGUGAUAAUUCUUACCAAAUAAGUUGAAUGUUCAUUGUAAUUUUUAAAUAUAUGGAUUAUUA
Molecule: messenger RNA, 7373 nt
Organism: Pieris brassicae (large cabbage white)
Lineage: Eukaryota; Metazoa; Arthropoda; Insecta; Lepidoptera; Pieridae
Gene: Sptz
Product: zinc finger FYVE domain-containing protein 26 homolog
Exons: 18
Coding region: 174-6995 (2273 amino acids)
Biological process (GO): regulation of cytokinesis; mitotic cytokinesis; double-strand break repair via homologous recombination
Cellular component (GO): midbody; lysosomal membrane; centrosome
Molecular function (GO): metal ion binding; phosphatidylinositol-3-phosphate binding
Source: RefSeq, a predicted model, not a curated record